Alexandromys fortis (reed vole) is the source of this 695-nucleotide messenger RNA. Its product is annotated as NADH dehydrogenase [ubiquinone] 1 beta subcomplex subunit 11, mitochondrial-like. Lineage: Eukaryota; Metazoa; Chordata; Mammalia; Rodentia; Cricetidae. The transcript has a single exon. The record is from RefSeq and is a predicted model, not a curated record. Bases 1 to 456 code for a protein of 151 amino acids.
AUGGCAGCCAGGCUGUUAAGUUUAUACGCUCGCCGUCUUUUGGCAGCAGCGGCUAUACGAGAGCUGCUGGCUGCCCGCGUUCGCUCGGAAUCCUCCAGGGCUGUAAUCUCCCCGUCUGCUGUGGAGAGAAAACUGUCACGAGAACCUACCACACUCUGGCAGGAGGACCCAGAACCCGAGGACGAAAACCUCUACGCGAAGAACCCAGACUUUCACAGCUAUGACCAGGACCUUGUGGUGGAUGUCUGGAACAUGCGAGCUGUCUUCUUCUUUGGUUUUUCCAUUGUCCUGGUCUUUGGUACCACUUUUGUGGCAUAUCUGCCUGACUACAGGAUGCAAGAGUGGGCCUGCCGGGAAGCUGAGAGACUUGUAAAAUACCGAGAAACCAACGGCCUCCCCAUUAUGGAAUCCAACUGUUUUGAUCCCAGCAAGAUCCAGUUACCAGAAGAAGACUGAUGAAUUACUGAGUGGGCUUAAAAAGCGCUACUUUGUCUUCCCUGCGUGUUAUUCUUCUGGUUCCUCAGAGGACCCUAUUAAAGGGAUUGAAAGAAAGAAAAAAGGGUUAGAGUCCAUGAUCACCAUGGCAGAGAGGAGAGCAAGCAGGCAGGUAUGGUCCUGCAGCAGUAGCUGAGAGCUUACUGUUGUGCCCAGAUUAUGACCCCCAGAGAGAGACCACCAGAGAGGCCCAGCUUGUA